ACUUUACAUUGAGGAGGUUAUUGAGACAAAUCACCUGUAAAGAGCUAUUGUAUACAUAGGCUUCAUAAAAAAGAAAAGAAAAAACACAACUGAACAUUAACAUGUACUCAAACAAAAUCGAAGGACCACGUAGAGGAAGAUCUUUUGACUCCAUGAACAUCGGAUUUGAAGAAAAGCUUCUAAAUAAUGAGAUAAACAAAUCCACCUACACCAAAAUCGAAGAAAACACUGAAAAGAAGAAUACAUCAGAGAAAGGGAGAGCUACUAUCAUCUUUUCCCUGAAGAAUGAAGUGGGGGGACUCGUAAAGGCACUCAAACUGUUCCAGGAAAACCACGUCAAUCUCGUACAUAUAGAGUCCAGAAAAUCUAAAAGACGCAACUCUGAGUUCGAGAUAUUCGUGGACUGCGACAGCAACCACGAGCAACUGAAUGAGAUUAUCCAGCUGUUGAGGAAGCAUGUGAACGUGGUGGAUAUGGAGCCUCCAGAUAACUCCUGUCUACAAGAAGAAAUGUACGAUAUUCCCUGGUUCCCAACGAAAAUUUCACACCUGGACAAGUGCGCCAACCGUGUCCUGAUGUACGGCUCCGAGCUGGAUGCCGAUCAUCCUGGUUUUAAAGACAACGUUUACCGGAAAAGGAGAAAGUACUUUGCAGAUCUCGCCAUGGCCUACAAACAUGGGGAUCCCAUUCCUCGCAUUGAGUUCACAGAGGAGGAAGUGAAGACCUGGGGUGUUGUGUACAGGGAGCUCAUCAAGUUGUACCCGACGCACGCGUGCCGCGAAUACUUGAAGAACCUGCCGCUGCUGUCCAAAUACUGUGAAUGUCGCGAGGACAACAUCCCUCAGCUGGAGGACGUCUCGCGCUUCCUCAGGGAACGUACUGGAUUUACCAUCAGGCCUGUGGCAGGGUAUCUGUCCCCACGUGACUUCCUUGCUGGUUUGGCCUUUCGCGUUUUUCAUUGUACCCAGUAUGUGCGUCACAGCACCGACCCCUUAUACACCCCAGAGCCGGACACAUGCCAUGAGCUGCUGGGUCACGUGCCUCUUCUUGCUGAGCCCAGCUUUGCCCAGUUCUCUCAGGAGAUCGGUCUCGCCUCACUUGGGGCCUCAGAUGAUUCUGUUCAGAAACUGGCCACAUGCUAUUUCUUCACAGUGGAGUUUGGCCUAUGCAAACAAGAAGGGAAGCUGAGAGCAUAUGGAGCAGGACUGCUGUCAUCUAUUAGUGAGCUUAAGCAUGCACUCUCUGGUAAUGCAAGGAUUAUGCCUUUUGACCCCAAAGUCACGUCCAAACAAGAAUGCAUCAUCACAACAUUUCAGGAUGUGUACUUUGUGUCAGACAGCUUCGAGGAGGCCAAAGUCAAGAUGAGGGAGUUCGCCAAGACCAUCAAGCGUCCUUUCACAGUCCGAUACAACCCUUACACCCAGAGUGUGGACGUGCUAAAAGACACGCCCAGCAUCAACAGCGUCGUGGAGGAGCUUCGACACGAGCUCGACAUCGUGGGCGACGCCCUCCUCCGCCUCAACAAGCAGCUGGGAGUCUGAGUCCGAGUUAACCACCUUACAUCAGUGCUCGCUGUCUCCCCCCCCCCCCAGCAUCGCUGUACAGAUACUGGUUGUGAAUAGUACUUUGUCGGUACAAUGAAUGUGUGCACUGCCGUUGGCUAACUGCUCUGUUGUCCCCAAUGCAUGGUGUAUGGCAAAUAAAAUAUACUGCCAUUGAUAUCAGUACUUACCCAAACCCAAAGAGCUGCUAAACUGUAGUGGUGUGCUUGGCUUCUGUAUAACGAACAGUUGAUACGUCAUCAUGGUAUUUUAAAGUGUCCUCAGCUGUUGCUUACACAGAUGUGGUUUCGGUCUCCCUGUUGUUAACUCUGCUGUUGUAUAUGAUCAUGUGAUUAUUUUGUUGUAAUUAAUCUAUCUCUUCUUCCCAUUUAAUCUUCCUCACUCCAGUGAUAUGUAUAACAUGUACCUUAUGUGUGUUCUUUUGGUGUGUAUGUGUCAUGCUUGCUUUUCUGUGCGUUGUUGAGGGAAAUUAUAAAAGUGAAAACACUGUGUUAUAAGAAUGUUUUCCUGACUGAUUAUGGCAAAUUUGGCCCAUGCACCCAGACCCAUUUUAUUUUACAGUGUUUUGAGAACCUUCUCUUCACGUGAAUAUCAUUUUUAGUUAUCCUGAAAUCAAAACAUUAUUUUUCUACUGUAAAGAAAUAUAGAAAUUAUGAGUAUAAGCUAUGUAUCAAACUAUUGAAAAAAUAUAAUAAAGAGAAAAGCUCAUUGUGUCUUCA
This is a messenger RNA of Platichthys flesus (European flounder), 2281 nucleotides long. It is a transcript of the gene tph1a, whose product is annotated as tryptophan hydroxylase 1 (tryptophan 5-monooxygenase) a. Gene Ontology annotation, molecular function: iron ion binding; tryptophan 5-monooxygenase activity. Gene Ontology annotation, cellular component: neuron projection. The transcript is spliced from 11 exons. The coding region runs from base 102 to 1541 and encodes 479 amino acids. The record is from RefSeq and is a predicted model, not a curated record. Gene Ontology annotation, biological process: serotonin biosynthetic process; aromatic amino acid metabolic process. NCBI's taxonomy places the organism in Eukaryota, Metazoa, Chordata, Actinopteri, Pleuronectiformes, Pleuronectidae.